Messenger RNA from Mercurialis annua (annual mercury), 1025 nucleotides. RefSeq names its product reticulon-like protein B23. The record is from RefSeq and is a predicted model, not a curated record. The transcript has 4 exons. NCBI's taxonomy places the organism in Eukaryota, Viridiplantae, Streptophyta, Magnoliopsida, Malpighiales, Euphorbiaceae. Bases 341 to 913 code for a protein of 190 amino acids.
GCUGGGCCAUCACUGGUAUAGAACUCCGACAAUCGACGGGUCGUUUGAUUUUAUAGGUAAGCGGAGCCGUGAAGGCUUCUCCAUCUUUUCUUCUGCCGAAAUUUCUCAGUUCAAAAUUUCAAAUCCACCACCGUAAAUUCUUCUCACUAAAAAUCACAAUUCACCGGUGUGAAAAAGAUUCACGGCCGACAAUUGCUAUAUAUUGAACCACGCUGACGGAGAAGAGUCAACAGUCAAAAAAACACAGAACCUUCCAUUUAUUUUAAAUUGAUUUUGUAUUUUUCAAAUACAAACAAAUGAAUUGAAGAUCACGUAAGAAAAAUUGUAUGUUCUCGACACGAUGAUGAUGAUAACGGAGGAGGACGAGGAUUUUAAUCUGAACAACAGUAACAGCAGUAACAAAAGUGAAAAGAAAAACAGUAAUAAUAUGACAGGAAAGGCGGUGAUCGGAAUAGUCUGCGGCACGUUAGUAUACUAUCACUGCGCUUACCGGAACGCGUCGCUCCUCUCUUUGCUCUCCGAUGUUCUCAUCGUCCUCCUCUGUUCUCUCGCCAUUCUCGGCCUUCUCUUCCGUCAGAUGAACAUCUCAGUUCCGGUGGAUCCGCUCGAGUGGCAGAUCUCUCAGGAUACGGCGAAUAGUAUAGUGGCGUCGUUUGCUAAUACUAUCGGCGCUGCUGAGUCGGUUUUGCGAGUUGCGGCAACUGGUCAUGACAAGCGCUUAUUCUUUAAGGUUGUUAUUUGUCUUUAUGUUCUAUCUGCUUUAGGUCGUUUGAUCUCAGGUUUUACUGUUGCUUAUGCUGCAUUGUGCCUAUUCUGUAUUUACAUGCUUGCUGAGAACUCAUCGUCGAGCAGCAAUCCUAUUACUCGGUUCUUAAGGCGUGCUAGUACUUCUGCUGAUUUAGACAACAUCUAGUCUAGAAAUUAACGUCGCUUCUAGCGCAUAUCUUGUAUUAUUAAAUUUAUAUUACAAAAAUCUGUAACUACCUACAAUCCCCCUUGUUUUUAAUGAUCUAGACCAUUGGUUA